Molecule: messenger RNA, 3162 nt
Organism: Amphiprion ocellaris (clown anemonefish)
Lineage: Eukaryota; Metazoa; Chordata; Actinopteri; Pomacentridae
Gene: hoxa9b
Product: homeobox A9b
Exons: 2
Coding region: 1306-2055 (249 amino acids)
Biological process (GO): embryonic skeletal system morphogenesis; anterior/posterior pattern specification; proximal/distal pattern formation
Cellular component (GO): nucleus
Molecular function (GO): DNA-binding transcription factor activity, RNA polymerase II-specific; RNA polymerase II cis-regulatory region sequence-specific DNA binding
Source: RefSeq, a predicted model, not a curated record
AUCACUGCUAAUCACUGAUUGCAUUUUUUAAAUAAUCAGACAGAAAAUGAUAAUUAAAGAAGGUGUUCUAAUGUGUUUUAUGGUUGUGCGUAAAAGGAAUACUUUUUACGCACGAAGGAUUUUUUCCUCUUUUUGGUGUUGUGUUUUUUUAAAACUAGGAAGUCAAGCUAAAUCCGUUUAGGUAUUACCUGGACUUGGUAACAUUUAUUUUAAGAUAGCUUUAGCCAUGUCUGUAAUUUAAGACUAUCUGAGCGCAGAGUGUGUGUGAUCCUAACAGCAGGAACUAAAGCUGCAGGCUGGGAAAUGAAAGGAUUAAGGCUGCUAUGUGUCCAGCGGAGGACUAAAGGACAGACAAGGCCUCGGUUAUGAUCAUUGCAGUCUGCCAGUUGCCUCGAAAUGCCGGAUGCGUCUGCUUGCGCCAGAGAAAGGACACAAAGGCUGAGCUUUAUUGGCGAUAUUUAGCUUAGACAGGCAGGUUGUAACCUUAAGAAAAACAGCCCAAUUGCCUGUGAUAAAAAGGGACUGUUAUAUAGCACCCAAAUAACCUCAUCCUACUUUCCGUUUUAGAAUGCCUUCAAAGUGUUAUCCACAACCCUGCAGAUUCUUGGAAACUGCCCCUGUCUGUUAUUUUAAAAUCCAAUGAUCCAAAUCACAUCUCUUGCUUCUUUUAGUUGUAAAAGAAAAAAAAAUGAAAUAUUUGAUGUAUCAGACACUAACACGAACCAGAUGUUGGUGGCCUUUAAAAUAUUACAAGCGUUUUAUUUUGGGAGAAUAAAUAUCCCCAUUAGGUUUUAAUGAAUAUACAUUUUUUUUUAAGGGAACACGUUGUUUGAUGAUUUCACAAAUGGACGCUUUAAAGUGAUACUGCUCCUCCCCCCUCCACCACCACCACCACCACCUCCAGCCCCCCCUCAAUUCACAGCUAUGUUCUAUCACACCAACGCGAGAUCUCUUGACAAAAAAAAAAAAAUCAUAACGUUUAUUGCUUAUAAAACGAAAUAUUCCCCAAUAAAGGCGCGGGGAGUUGCUAUUAAAAUAUGGUGGGGAAAAUGGUGGCCAUUUAGCUGAGCAGUCGGCUGAUUUAUUAUUUAUUGUUCUGUCCCACGGUCACGUGUUUGUGGCGCCCUAUCCAGUCUUGGGCAAGGUUCAACUUACUGGACGCAUUGAGCUUCAAGCUGGUGCACGAAAGCAGCACCUUAUCAUGCAAUGACUGCGUUUUAUCUCGCAAGACUGUAAGGCGAGCUUUUUUAGUAUUUUUUUUUAAUUUUUUGCUUUGUAUUUUUUUAACCCCUCUUUUGUCUUGCAAUGUCGACGUUGGGAACGAGUUAUUAUGUCGACUCGCGCAUUCUCCCCGAGCAGGAAGAUAUGGCACCGAGGUACUCAUCAGCUGCAGGGGUGGAGCAGACGGUGGUCACCGAAUAUGGCGGACACGAGUCUUGCCCCUUGCAGGGGAAAUCGUCUAUUUUUGGUGGAUCUUGGAGCAGCAUCUCGGCCCACCCUCCGAACACGACCACCCCGACCUAUAUACAUCACCACUACACGAGCGGGGACAGCGAUGGCAUGUUUGCGCGCUCCUGGGCGUUGGAUCCGGUCUCUGCGUCCCUGUGUUUGACGGGAUUACCGUCCACAGCCAUGCAUUAUGAGAUAAAACCCGAGCCUCUGAUUGGGAGCGCCGAAUGCACGACUUUGGAGACGCACACACCUCUUUUGUCUGACAUUGAAAACGGAGCGUCCCUUGCGGAGAUUCCCUGCGAAACCACGUCGAAAGCCACCGAGGAUCACCCGUUUGGAGACGAGAAAAGGGAGACUGACGCAAAUAACCCUUCAUCCAACUGGCUCCACGCAAAGCCCACCAGGAAAAAGCGCUGCCCCUACACAAAGCAUCAAAUCCUCGAACUGGAAAAGGAGUUUCUGUUUAACAUGUACCUCCCACGGGAUCGUAGAUACGAAGUAGCCAGACUGCUGAAUCUGACCGAGAGACAGGUAAAAAUCUGGUUUCAGAACCGCAGGAUGAAGAUGAAGAAAGAAAACAAAGACCGGCGGAGAGACAGUUAACUUGGGGAUUUUUCUUUUUUUUUUUUUUUUUUGACGGAUGGUGGAUUUUAGAGCCUGGAGGUGGGAGGAAGAGGAGGAGGAGGGGUGAGGGAGAGAAGGGGAGAGAGAGAGAGAGAGAGAGAGAGAGAAGGGGGGAGUUUGUCCUUAAUAUUCCUAACCUGUUACACAUGUUGUAAAGUUAGUGUUGUUGAAACGAUGCUGGAUGUGUAAUUUUCUUGUGUUUCCUCUCGGAUCCAGUGUUUCAUGUUAGUUUUUUUGUGAGAGGACAAAAAAAGUGUCUCGUCAGAAUUUAGCUGUGUUGUAUUUGGCGCACACAAAGAUAGCUAACAUGUAGGCCAUUUGUUAUUUGCAUGAAAUUAUCCUGGACUACCUGAAUGUCCUUCAGCUACCUAUUUGCAUUGUUUAAGUUAUUGCUGUUUAUUUUUGGCAACUUUAGAUGUUUUUUUUUAACCUUUAGGGUUUUUUGAUGCAUUUUGUGAAAGAAAAAAAACACUGCGCACACUUAAAAUACCUCGUCGUUGUUUGAGUUCAACCCAAAUAAAGUGUAGUUUGUUUAGCACAGAAGAAAAAUCGCAUAUUUAAUCUUUUUUUUGCUUAACAUUAAGACACAUUUCUAUUUUAACAAAAUACACACUGUUACUUCAUAAAACCUGAGCCUUUUACUUUAGUUUUUAAACUUCCUGUUCUGUUUCCCACCUUAAAUGUUACAGAAUCGUUUGGACCAAGUUUAUUUGUUAUUAAAAAUUAAUUUAACAGAAACCUGGUUUCUAUUGCAGGAGGGGGAAAAAAAACAUAAAAUAGACUUUUACUGCAUUUUCUGGUUUGUAGCCAUUCAGCUUUAUGGCGCAAACAACCAACUGAGCCACCAAACCUCCCAAAACCUGCCAAGGUUUUUUUUUUUUUUUUCUCCUUCAGAAAGACUUCUGUCAGUCUAACUGGUGUAAAAUGUGUAAAAUUGCAUUUCUAAUAAUAAUCACAUGUAUAUACUAUAAUAAUAUGUAUUAUUGUGGAUGUGAUGGGAAUUUUCAUUCACAUUUUUUUGUUAUUUAAAAAAAAAGUCGAGCCUGCUUGUCGAAAUAAAUAUCAAUAUUUUAAGUUGGAAAACUA